UCCCCUCCCCUCGCCUCGCCACCCUCUCCCGCAGCCGGACCGGAACUAUGUGAUCCCGGAAGUUCCGGGGCCAUUGCUGUGUGGGAUAAACAGUAAUGGCGGAGGCUGCAGCUCCCGGAACAACAGCCACAACAUCAGGAGCAGGAGCGGCAGCGGCGGCGGUGGCAGCGGCCUCCCCCACCCCUAUCCCCACAGUCACCUCCCCGUCCUCGGGGGCGGGGGGAGGGGGAGGCGGCAGCGACGGCAGCGGCGGCGGCUGGACUAAACAGGUCACCUGCAGGUAUUUCAUGCAUGGGGUUUGUAAGGAAGGAGAUAACUGUCGCUACUCACAUGACCUCUCCGACAGUCCUUACGGUGUAGUGUGCAAGUAUUUUCAGCGAGGAUAUUGUAUUUAUGGAGACCGCUGCAGGUAUGAACAUAGCAAACCAUUGAAACAGGAAGAAGUGACGGCGGCAGAUCUAACUUCAAAAUCAUCCGUUGCUGCUUCAAGUCUCUCAUCAGGAGUUGGACCAAUUGUUGAAAUGAAUAUGGGCGAAGCCGAGUCAAGAAAUUCAAACUUUGCAACUGUAGGAGCAGGUUCAGAAGACUGGGUGAAUGCCAUUGAGUUUGUUCCUGGGCAGCCCUACUGUGGCCGGACUGCCCCUUCCUGCACCGAAGCUCCCCCUCAGGGCUCAGUGAGCAAGGAGGAAUCGGGGAAGGAGCAGACGGCAGCAGAAACCAAGAAGCAGCUUUGCCCCUACGCUGCGGUGGGUGAGUGCCGCUACGGGGAGAACUGUGUGUACCUCCACGGAGACUCCUGUGACAUGUGUGGACUGCAGGUCCUGCAUCCGAUGGACGCUGCCCAGAGGUCACAGCAUAUCAAAUCUUGCAUUGAGGCCCAUGAGAAGGACAUGGAGCUCUCAUUUGCUGUCCAGCGCAGUAAGGACAUGGUGUGUGGCAUCUGUAUGGAGGUGGUCUAUGAGAAAGCCAACCCCAGCGAGCGCCGCUUUGGGAUUCUCUCCAACUGCAACCACACUUACUGUCUCAAGUGUAUCCGCAAGUGGAGGAGUGCUAAGCAAUUUGAGAGCAAGAUCAUAAAGUCCUGCCCAGAAUGCCGGAUCACAUCUAACUUUGUCAUUCCAAGUGAGUACUGGGUGGAGGAGAAAGAAGAGAAGCAGAAACUCAUUCAGAAAUACAAGGAAGCAAUGAGCAACAAGGCGUGCAGGUAUUUUGAUGAAGGACGUGGGAGCUGCCCAUUUGGAGGGAACUGUUUUUACAAGCAUGCGUACCCUGAUGGCCGUAGAGAGGAGCCACAGAGACAGAAAGUGGGAACAUCAAGCAGAUACCGGGCCCAACGAAGGAACCACUUCUGGGAGCUCAUUGAGGAAAGAGAGAGCAGCAAUCCUUUUGACAACGAAGAAGAGGAGGUUGUCACCUUUGAGCUGGGCGAGAUGUUGCUUAUGCUUUUGGCUGCAGGUGGGGACGACGACCUGACAGACUCUGAAGACGAGUGGGACUUGUUUCAUGAUGAGCUGGAAGAUUUUUAUGACUUGGAUCUAUAGCAGCUUGGCGUGGCGGGUGAACUGGUCUGCUGGGCCUCAGGCAGUGGCUGUCCCCGGUGGUGUGGCAGUGCCCGAGUUUCUCUCCUAGGCGGGCCUCUAAACUCCAGGUGCUGUUGUGAUCCUCCUUACCCAGGGCCUGUCUUUUCAAUCCCUCACCUUUCCCCAAGGAGUGUGUUGUGUUCUCUGUUCAAAAAAAAAAAAGUUACAAAAAUAAAUCUUAAAGCUAGUUUUUUUUUGUAACAUGAAUUUGACUGUCAGACAGUUAGCGUAGGUCUAUGGGGUCAUCGGUUUCCCACCAGUCACUGUGUUCUAAGGUAGAGUUGAUGGACUCGCCACACUCACUCGGUGGACCCCAGGUUCAGAAGGAGUAGAAGUGGCCCUGCUCUGGGCUCCGAGAACACAAGUGAUGGGUGAUGGAUCUGCGCUGUAGCCCGUAGUUGGCCGCAGACUAACAGGUGGCUCCUCCCGGUUUCUGGUGAAGUCUGCGCAUCCAAGUUUAUCUCCGUCCCCUCCCCCGUGACCCCCCACCUGUGCACUUGUUCUGUGGUUUUGGUCUCUUGUUGAAUUGCACACACGUCCUACUACCACUGGGUAACCAGAACCAGGUGCGAAUGUGUUGAGAUUUUUACUGUCGCGUGUGAUAGAAUUGUGAAGGGGCACACGGCAGAUGCAGUGGCGUCAACGAAAAGCCGAGCCGGAAGCGGACUCCCGAGGGCGGAUAGACUUGGUGUGGGUGGGUGAGAGCGUGCGAAAGCUGCUUGUCCCUGUAGAUGUUGUGUUCUUAGCCUUAGUGGGUAAACGAUGGGUUUUGUGGUUUCAGCCUCGUAUGGCACGUAGAUUGUAAGGGACAGAGCAGUAUGUCGGUAGCUGUCAGUAGAGCAGUGCUAGAGCUCUGUCUUCACAUAGAGCAGUGGGCAUAGCCGCAGAGUUUCAGCUGUCCGGUGGUCCCAUACGUUAACACAAACCAGGGCUUGGACACACGGUUGUAUUUAAUGUUUUAGGGUUUCCCAGCCUUUCUAGCCCAGGCACUUUUUGGACAAAGUUUGUCCUCGUUUGAGGUUUCGUUGUCAGGUUUUUGUGUUCGUUUUUGUGGGUAUCUGCCUCCUCACAUCCCUGAGCUUUGCAGGUAGACAGUGAUUCAGAACUUAAAUUCUAAGGUGUUUCUUGUGGCGGGUCAGGGGUUGGCAGGAGUUCAGUCAUACUUUUCCACUCAAGUGGGGAGGGAGUGGUAAUCCACAAGCUGAGCUAAAUGCUAAGUUGUUAGAAGAAUUUCUUGAUUGGAAAUUUUAGCGUUUGAGUUUUGUCUCUUGUUCAUAAAACAACUUGGAGAUCCUCCUCAUUUGUCCCAUCUACUGCUUUUGAGUCCUUGGAUCCUACCCAUUUCUUUUCACUCAAAGAAAAAAUAAGUAAUUGUUGCAGAGGUCUCUGUAUUUUGCAGCUGCCCUUUUGUAAGAAGCACUUUUCCCAAAUAAAACAAUAAAAAAA
Molecule: messenger RNA, 3026 nt
Organism: Enhydra lutris kenyoni (northern sea otter)
Lineage: Eukaryota; Metazoa; Chordata; Mammalia; Carnivora; Mustelidae
Product: makorin ring finger protein 1
Exons: 8
Coding region: 96-1541 (481 amino acids)
Biological process (GO): protein polyubiquitination
Molecular function (GO): metal ion binding; ubiquitin protein ligase activity
Source: RefSeq, a predicted model, not a curated record